Lentinula edodes (shiitake mushroom) is the source of this 1757-nucleotide messenger RNA. RefSeq lists its product as uncharacterized. NCBI's taxonomy places the organism in Eukaryota, Fungi, Basidiomycota, Agaricomycetes, Agaricales, Omphalotaceae. Bases 125 to 1450 code for a protein of 441 amino acids. The record is from RefSeq and is a predicted model, not a curated record. The transcript is spliced from 2 exons.
AAUUGGCGCCCUGACUCGUACAAGGCUCUUUAAAACGGCAGGCCUCUCUUUGAUUCAUCCUCCCAUCAUCCAACAGUUUUUCUCUUGAGCUCGUCGGUGUAAACGACGUCCACGUAUCCUGAUCAUGUUUGAGGAAAUCUGCUUAACUUGCGGUAAACAUCUUUCGGACGAUGGGCGUGUAUAUUGCAGCGACGAGUGCCAAAACAUCGAUACUGCUUCGCCGUCUAUUUCUUCUGCGAGCAGUGCUCUUUCCUCGCCACGUUUUGGCUAUGCCAUAGGCGGUGAAGUUCCAGCACUGGUAUCAUUGGCGUUAGGCAAAGCAUUGAGAGGUUAUCACACCAGAGACCAUCACUCUAUCUCUUCAUCUGCUUCUUCCACCUCAUGCUCCGUUCUUACCGACGAAGAAGAUGAGGAUUCACACUUCGUCUCCGGUAGCGAAGGAGCUUAUCAGGAUGAAUAUGCGGAAGGAAAGUCAAAAUCCUCAGGCCUUUACCCGGUAUUACGAGCACCUCUUUCCUAUGCUCGACGACCUUCUGGUACAAACAACGUACACGCUGCACCCCAUGUCCUUGGUCGUGUACCUACUUCUGCUUCUACUUCCGGGCACGUGUAUAGUGCACCUCGGAGCGCACCUAUCCAUUCCCAUUCCCAGUUAUCUACGGAUGAUGAGACCUACUCUGAUUUCGGAAGCCCAAGCCGAGAUGAAUUGGAUUCUUUUACCUCUCUCACAACCCCCGACGAGGAUCAAAACAGGUCUACAAUAACAAAAGCGAAACGUACUCGCAACCGUGCCAGUUUACCCGCCUAUUUUUCUUUGUUACAAGUAUCCAGCGACGCCCAACCGCGUGUAUCCCUUUCUGUCUCUAACUCUUCGGGUCAUUCGGUAACGCGUCCAUCUCCUCCUACCCCAAAAUUGACGAUCGCCGGUAUGCCUAUUCAUCCGUCCACGGCUCCACCCGCUGCCGUCAUGCAAGCGACACCUCGUGGACGUCGAAGGGACUUGGAAGCCUCCCGAAGUACUCGUGUGUCUAGUAACGACAGCUCAUCCUCUAGGUCUCGUGCCGAAAAUCCUUUUGCGCCACCUGCUACCGCUUCCGAAGCAUUUCGCUCCCAGCUGAGCAGCAAAGGGAGCAAGAGUAGCAUGGAAAAGAUUCUUGACUGGACUGCUGUAUCCGGUCUAUCUCGUGGUCGGGCAACCAUUAGACGAAACAGUUCUCCACCACCAAAGAUGGUUUUGACUGCAGAUACGGAGCAGUUCAACAUUGUUUCAAGGGGACGAAAGGCAGAUUCAACUAGUCGUCUAAGGAGUAGAGGGCGUGUCAUGGUAUCUGAACUCGAUGGUGUGAUUGUCAACAAAGAAGCUCCUGGGUUUGGCCAUGGACGUAGUGGGUUGCUUCAUAGAGAGCAGGCAAUAUCUCAACGUUUUAUGAGUGGCAAGCCGUCUUUUUGAUUGUGCCCCGUUCGCCAAAAUCUGCCUUGUUUCUGUCAACGCCUUCUCCGAAAAUUCAUCGCACUUUUUCCCUGUCUAAUCAAUCAACAAAUUGCACAAUUUCGCAUGCUCUCAAACUCCGGACCUUUUCUCUUCUUGCAUCGCCCUCUGUAUUAGAACGCAUCUCAAGUUUUCGUCGUCAUCAUCAUUCAUCGGCAUAUAUCCAUCUCGGCAAUAAUUAUUCGACUUCACAAUCGCAACGCAACGCCUUUCAGCUCGCAUUAACAACCAACCUAUCAAUUACCAUUAACAAACAAACACCCAACUU